Amblyraja radiata (thorny skate) is the source of this 3433-nucleotide messenger RNA. It is a transcript of the gene mlc1, whose product is annotated as modulator of VRAC current 1. The transcript is spliced from 12 exons. Gene Ontology annotation, cellular component: cytoplasmic vesicle; endoplasmic reticulum; plasma membrane. Bases 97 to 1236 code for a protein of 379 amino acids. Gene Ontology annotation, biological process: regulation of response to osmotic stress. The record is from RefSeq and is a predicted model, not a curated record. NCBI's taxonomy places the organism in Eukaryota, Metazoa, Chordata, Chondrichthyes, Rajiformes, Rajidae.
AUCUUCGGGAGCACUUUGCGUGAGCACAUCACGUCGCUGCAAAACACUAAGGUUGCUGUCACUUGCAGUUUUGCUCCUCAAAACGCGAGAAGAAAAAUGUCCAAGGAAGAUGAUUACAAAGAGGACUUUGGCUAUGAUAAAAUGUCUACAUUGGAACAAGGAAAACAAGACAAUGCAAGUUACACCACCGAUGUUCAAUCCAGUGAUCUUCAGCUGAACAGAAAAUGUCAUACUUGUUUUCAUCAUAGGGGAUGGAUCUACAGUCUGAUGAUUGGGAGUUGUCUCCUGAUAAUUACUGGUUUCUCCGUUUAUCUGGGGAAUGUAUUUCCUGAUGAAAUGGACUACUUGCGUUGUGCAGCAGGUUCAUGUAUUCCUGCAGCAGUUGUCAGUUUUGCCACAGCUAGGAGAAGAGUUAAUGCAUUACCACACCUCCAGCUUCUCUUCAUCUCCACAUUCACUAUAACAACAACAUGCAUGAUUUGGUAUGGGUGCAAACUACUCCUCAAUCCAGCUGCAUUGAAUAUAAACUUUAACUUGCUUUUACUUGUACUUCUGGAAAUUCUCAUGGCAAGUAAAGUCAUCUUGUCAGCAAGAUCGGAUGCUAGGUGCUGUAAGAAAAAGAAAGUGUUGCCUUACAAUGAAACAACCUUCUUUUGUCACAUAAAGUUUCCGUCUCGUACUUUGAAGUCCUAUUCGGUGGUUGAAGUAAUUGUGGCGAUUUGUGCAGUCUUUGGUGGAAUUAUUGCUCUAAAUAUGGGUGCCCUGGUCCCUGGACCCUACCUCUCUGUGACAUUCUUCUGGAUUUUGGCUGCAUGUUUUCCUGGUGCUAUUGCAAGCCAUGUCGCAGCAGAAUACCCAUCCAAGUUCAUGAUCGAGGUCUUAAUUGCUAUCAGCAGCGUCACAACUCCAAUGCUGUUUACUGCCUCUGGCUAUCUAUCCUUCAGCAUUAUGAAGUUCAUUGACAUCUUUCGACAGAGUUCAACAAAUUUGCUUCAGUCGUAUGAUAUUCUGGUUUUUGUUCUGAUGCUUCUGUUACUGGUUCAGUCCAGUCUCAUGCUUGCCACAUUUGUCCACUGUGUGAGCUACAAGAUGCAGCUUAAAUAUCAUGAGUCAACGUGGAAUAUGUCAGACUUCCAAAAGGAGAGCUGCAAGACAGUUGAGGUUUCCAAAUCUGUCACAAAGGACUUUGACAAAGACAAGGCGUGGAAAGCAGUCAUGGUUCAAAUGGUGCAGUAAUAACAAGGUGGAUGAGCCUUCAAAUUAUCUCACCAACAUUGACAUGUAAUGUCUUCUUCAUCCACGGGUGACUUCUGAACAUGACAUACCAUCCAAUGUGAAAGCUUUAGGUAAACGUUGUAAAUAACGCCAUUUAUGUUAAUUUGAUUCGAAUUUCUAUACCAGACUGACAUUAACAAAUGAGUCUGUAUCUUUUAAAAUUAAUUUCACAUGAGUUAACUGAAAUAUAACAUUUUCUACAAUAUUGCUUUGAUUUACACAGUAGCUGAUUUUUAUAUAGGUUUAUUUUGAUUUGUGUACAGGAAUAACUGGGAUAAAGAUAUAAGCAAUGAUGAAGACUAAUUUUGUUUAUUGGUGGAAAAUAGAGCAAUAAAAAUUGACACAGAAAAUACAAAUCGGCAUUAUAAUAUGAAGUAAUAAUUGACAUGCCCAGUUGCUACAUUCCCACCUUUGUUUUGUAAAUUUGUAGUCUGUUUUAGUUAAAGAGUAAGUAUUUAGGGAAUGUUAGGGAAGAAAUAACAGUCUUAAAAAUAAAUUAUAAAGUGCUGAAAAGUGUAUUCAUGAGGAUUAGUUUGAGCUGUCAAAGCAGAAUGCCGGGAAUCUCCGAAUCAUGUUCUGUAAGUAUAGUUGAGUAGCUUGGUUUCUGAUGGAUAUAAAACUUGUUAUAAGAAAAUAGAAGUAAGAGUGUUGCGGGAGAAUUCAAUCUUGACAUGGCUGGAUGAGGUGUAAACAAAAAGCUUAUAUUUCAUGCACCACACAGCCUAGUUGUGCUCCCUCACCCUGCUUUCAACAGUAAUAUAGCAAGCAAUGUUUUUUGUAAAUUUCUUUGUGACAUGUACCCAUUAUGUACACAAUAUUCCUGAUGUGAUCUCACCAGGGCUUUCUGUUAUUGUGGUAAAACAACUCUUUAAAUCCUCUUUUGAUAUAAGCCAAUGUACCUUUUUAAUUGCAUCCUAACUAUGAGUCCUUGCAAAACCACCUAAUUCAAGAUCUUAGGAUGCAGGUGAUGAGGCUUUAGGGAUUUAUUGGCUUUCAGCUCCAUUCAUUUCUAUCUUUUUUUAAACUAAUAUUAAUUUAUUUCACUUCCCUAUUCUGGUUCCAACAUUCCCCACUGUUUUUGGGAGGUUUUCUAUCAUUUUGCAUGAACACAGCCAAGAUAUUUGUUUACUUUCUCUUUCAUUUCUUUAUUCCCUUAUAUAAUUUCUCCUAUCUAUGUCUGUAGGGCAUAUGUUAAUAAGCUUUAUUCAUAUUUAUAGCAGUUUUUAUGCUUAUUGGUCUUUAGCUCUUGUGUUCUAUUUUUCCUUAUCAAUUUCUUGGUCUUUUCCAAAAUUUGAGAAUUUCCCAAUUUUUAGGUUAGCUGAUUUUUCUUGGCAACAGUGUAGGACUUUCCUUCGAUCUAAUACUGUCUUCAACUUCCCUUGUUAACCAUUGAUCUGCCACUUUUAUUGAUCUGCAUUCAUCUAUUCCUGAACGAAAACUAAUGAUCUGUCACAGACAAAUUCAAGUAUUAUACAGACACACUGAAAACGACAGAAUUGUGGGAUGCAGUGGUACAAUUGUUACCUGACAAGGACAUGGCAUCUGAAUGUGAAUAAUAUUACAGAACUUUGACACAACAGUUCAGUCCCUGCCCUGUGUCUGGUGAUACUGGGCCUGUAUAAAAAUCACAUUGUGACAAAAUCUGGUGCGAGAUCAUGCGGUAAGGACUGCGAUAAGCUUGGUUUGUGGUCCCUAUUAUUAAUGAUGUCUGCAUAUUUCAUUCCUCAUCCAACAAUGAUUCAUCUACAAUUUCUGUGGCAUCCUCUAGCAUGAAGUUUUUUUUUUACCUGGUUGGGGAGUGUGUAUAGGGUGGGUAUGGUUGUGGGCGUUGGUAGCGGCAAAGAAUAUUUAUGCUUAUACUGCUGCUCCAUUCAUGGAAACAUACUGGUAGGAGACAAAAAGCGGCUCCUAUGUUGUAAUUGUGCAGAAGUGUUGAUAACUACGAUGUAUAGCUUAAAUUUUAAUGACUUCAUUUUUCUUUGCUGUCCCUUAUGUUUCUGUUUCUGCAAUUUGAAAGUUGAUGAUACUUUAUUUUAGUUUGUUGGGUUAAUCUAAAUUGUUAUGUCUUUGCUUAAUGAUCAUAUUUAUCCUGUAAACUCUGAUAUUUUGAAGGUAUGGUUUAUUCAGGGUGACAAUAAAACAAUUUGAUUAAACUCUU